AUGCAUCAGCACAGUAUGGAAGGAAUAUUUAAGCAAAAAUGGGGUAAUCAUUUUUUGGAAGCUAUUCCAACUGCUUAUCAAUGCAGAAGAAAACAUACUGUAGUAUUUGCUACAAUGAAAACGGAAAAUCUUACCAGUGCUAAUCUCAAUAUUGGCUUAAUGGAUGCAGAAUGCAUGAGAAACUAUAACUUGCAGAGUUUGAGAAAUAAUUCAACAAAAUCCAAGCAACAGAUUCAAAAGAAAGCAGAAACGGAAUUCAAUACCAAGUUUAAUAUUAUAUGCUCCAAAAGUGAUCUCACUUACAUCGUGCACGCUGACAAGUAUUGCAAGCUGAGCGAAUUAGAUAUCACUUGCUUUUUAUUCACGGGUGAUGGCAGCGACUUUAAGCGUUCGUCAGUGCCUUAUUUUACAAGUAAAAUACCUAUGAUUGUAUCAGCAGUUCCAAGAACAGACAGUACAUAA
Thelazia callipaeda (thelaziosis nematode) is the source of this 462-nucleotide messenger RNA. The record is from the annotation of a GenBank genome assembly. Lineage: Eukaryota; Metazoa; Nematoda; Chromadorea; Rhabditida; Thelaziidae.